This is a messenger RNA of Aspergillus tanneri, 1215 nucleotides long. RefSeq lists its product as uncharacterized. The record is from RefSeq and is a predicted model, not a curated record. The coding region runs from base 1 to 1215 and encodes 404 amino acids. NCBI's taxonomy places the organism in Eukaryota, Fungi, Ascomycota, Eurotiomycetes, Eurotiales, Aspergillaceae. The transcript has a single exon.
AUGGAAGGUAUCGCCGUGCAGUUGUCCUGUCCGGCCUCACAUAUGGUCUAUUUCGACUCUGACGGGGAAUUGUACGGCGAUCCUCUCUCUGGGAGCAUCCGUCUAUCCGGUCACAAUGAGAUACCCCCACUGGAUUCUCUACAGGUCUCUCUGGUCCGCACUAUUCGGCUCCGUCAACUGCCAUCGGCUGUGGCCACCCGCAGAACGUCCUGGAUAAAGGAUCGAUUGGCAUUAACAAAGUCCAAACGAAACAGCCGCCAUGUCGCUGAAUACUAUUCAUCAUUCGAACAGGAGGUCCUGCGAUGUAAUCUCUCACUGAACCCGGCCUCCUCUACAGUCAGCCUGGAUGGCACCCUCCUCCGCGACUUUGAAUUUGCCCUCUCGUCUCCCACACAUACACCCGAGACCAUUCUCUCUGGUAGUCUAGUGGAGGUCUCCUACGAGCUGGUGGCUUGCGCCACCACGACCACAGGCCACAUCUUGACCGACUCUCAACCGCUGCAGCUGAUCAGACUCAAAAUCCCGGACCUCGGGGAGAUCAUGACGCAUACACGCAGCUUCCCCGAGUCACCGGUGAAGGCCCAACUGGCCAUCUGCCCUCAACUCUCCAGCCCGGACUCCUGCCGACGUUACACGGCCCAAGUGGAACUACGCAAUAUCGCAUUGCCGGCGAAACGGGCCUCGGAAGUCACUCUCCUCGUCGCCGAGAGCGUCUCUUGGCAUGUAGACGAGAUCGUCCAAUGGGACCCGAAAAACGGCGAGUCUGGCAUCACCCAUUCGCGCACCCUAGCCAGUGGGAUCUGCAAGGGACGCUGGACGGCCCCCGAGAAGAUCCGCGCAUCUAUUUCCGACGACACGAUCCGACAGAUGAAAAUCACCGUCCCAUUCGAAAUACUUAUCGACAGCAAAAUCCCCGCUGUCUCGGACAUCGAUGAACGAUCUCCAGGGGACGGUGGCCCGUCCCUGAGCGUCCAUCAUGAACUGACGGUCGAUAUCGUCACUGGGAGAGAGACCGUCAGCCGUGACAAUGGAUCCUUGGUGGCGCGGAAAAACACCGUUCGAGGGUUUGGGGUGACUGUGUUGAUUCCGGUUUAUUCGUGUGCGGAAACCUCGGAUAUUAUGAGCCGGCUGGAUAUGUCACUGGAGGUGCUGCCGGGAUAUGAGAAGGUGUCGAUGGCGCCACCGGCCUAUCGAGAGGUGGACGUAAUGUGCUAG